AACGAAGUUGAAAUCCCUUAUUCACUCUAUCCUGGUAUGGCUGCGAUACUUAGAAUUAAAAUGACUCCAAGAACUUACCGUGACUGUGUAUUACAAGCAUAUAGAUUUAAUAGUCAAGAUGCAUUGGACCAGGGACUGGUAGAUAUAAUUGCUUCUGAAAAUGAUAUACUACCUAAAGCAAAAGAAUUGGCUUUUAAAUGGUCAAAAUUUGCAAGGGCAAGGCCUUUUUAUGGAAUGUUGAAAGAAGAAAUGUAA
This is a messenger RNA of Dentiscutata erythropus, 255 nucleotides long. Lineage: Eukaryota; Fungi; Glomeromycota; Glomeromycetes; Diversisporales; Gigasporaceae. The record is from the annotation of a GenBank genome assembly.